AUGCCCUCAGCUCAAGAUCCAUUUUACGUUGUCAAGGAAGAUAUUCAAGAUUCUAUUGAUAGGUUGCAAUCUAAUUUUUACCAAUGGGAAAAUACUUUAGAUACUGGGGAGCAUUUGAACCUUACAAAGGAAGUUCUUGCAGCUUGUGGAAGUAUUGAGUGGCAGGUGGAUGAAUUGGACAAAGCAAUUUCUGUAGCAUCUAGAGAUCCUUCUUGGUAUGGCAUUGAUGAAAAGGAGAUUGAAAAUCGGAGGAGGUGGACGAGCAAUGCUCGCACGCAGGUGCUCACGGUUAAGAAAACAGUGGAAGCUAGAAAGGGAUCAAAUACAACAACUCAUGCUAAUAUGAAUGGUAUGCACAGGGAGUUAAUGAGGCAACCUGAUUCUCAUCAAAGCACAUCCAAGUCCAACCAAUAUGCCGCUGGGAAGAAUGAUGAUUUCAUAGAAUCAGAGUCAGAUAGGCAAAUGCUUCUUAUAAAGAGGCAAGAUGAGGAGUUAGACGAGCUUAGUUUAAGCGUACAAAGAAUCGGAGGUGUUGGGCUUACUAUACAUGAAGAGCUCCUAGGGCAGGAAAAGAUUCUAGAUGAACUUGGCAAUGAGAUGGACAGUACAUCCCAUCGUCUUGAUUUCGUCCAAAAAAGAGUAGCAAUGGUGAUGAAGAAGGCCAGUGUAAAGGGACAGAUGAUGAUGUUAUGUGGUUUGCUGGCUCUGUUCAUUUUCCUUUUUAUCUUGGUUUUCUUCACCUAG
This is a messenger RNA of Lathyrus sativus (Indian pea), 744 nucleotides long. The record is from the annotation of a GenBank genome assembly. Lineage: Eukaryota; Viridiplantae; Streptophyta; Magnoliopsida; Fabales; Fabaceae.